Messenger RNA from Diatraea saccharalis (sugarcane borer), 2507 nucleotides. The record is from the annotation of a GenBank genome assembly. Lineage: Eukaryota; Metazoa; Arthropoda; Insecta; Lepidoptera; Crambidae.
UUAUAUAUAUUGAAAGUGAUUCUUCGUUAAGCUAUUGUCGGUACUGUUUAUAUUUUAUAAAGUAUAUAUUUUUUGGUGGUAAAUAAACUCAUGUGAUCUAAAAGCUCCCUGGUCUUUCUCUAUACCCUUUUUACCAUCUGGUAUCAAUUUGAUCAUAAUCAAAGAGUCGUAUAGACUGAAUUCCUUUUUCUAUAAUUACAUUAAAAAAAUAUAAAAAUGGCACUAGAUAUUGACACUGACUAAUAAUAAAGAUUUAGAUAACCCAAUAAUAAUAAUAAGAAAAAUAACCAAGAUUUGGCUGUAUGGCUUAGUUCCUUCGCCUGUCUUAUGGACGAAACUACUACUACUGUACUGACACUGAACAUUGACUGACAUUUUAAGACAAAAUUUAAAAAAUAAAUAGUUUAUGUUGUUACCACAUAUUUAAAAUGACAAUUUAUAGAAUAGUUAUGUUUCCCAACCUAAUUUUUCAAUGUGCUCACACAAAUCCAGUGAUCCCUAUGAAAAUAAACGUUUCACAUUUAAACAAGUGCAGAUUUUUAACUACUGGUCGUACAAAACAAAAUAAAGCUUUAAAAACUGAAAAGGAGAAACUGCGAAUAUUUGUAGUCCAAAGAUACAUAGAUUAUGUUAAAAAUUAUACAAAUGUACUGGAGGCCAGAUUUCCUACCGCCAUGAGAAUGUAUAGAGUAUUUAGUAUCGGCAUUAAAGAUUUCCUAAAAGACUUGAAGAAAUACAUAUCUUUAAGAUUAAGAGUGACUAAAGACCAAGGUUUUAUGAAUAUGAGUCGUCAAGAAAUCGAGCUCUAUCAAAAGAUGCCAGCAGAUAUGUUGAGGAUAGCUCCUGUUUUGAUCUUAUCAGCAAUCCCCUUUGGAAACUAUGUGAUAUUUCCUUUAGCAUUUCUGAAGCCAAAAUCUCUUCUAUGUUCUCACUUCUGGUCAAUCCAACAAAGGAUAGAAUUCUCUCAACAAGAUUUAACUGAAAAGUUAAAGCAUAAUAAACCAGUAUUUAGAGCGCUGCAAGCAAAAUUAGAUCAAAUACCUGAUAGUUAUAUGAAACAGGAGUGGAAAAGAAUUUUAGCCUUAUUAGGCUCUGGAGUCCAUCCAUCACCAGAAGAUAUAUUGGAAUGUAAAGAGCUAUUCGUAGAUGGACCAUAUAAUUUGAAUUGUUUAUCCUAUAAUCAUUUGGGACAUUUACUGAAAAUGCAUGGUCUAAAGAAAACUAUAUUCAGAGUGAACAAAUUAAAAUAUAGAGCAUUUCUUCUAUUAGAAAUGGAUAAAGCUAUAAUUAGGGAAGGUGGCCUUGAUAAUUUAAACACUGAAACUUUAAGAUACACAUGUUACUUAAGAGGAUUAAAUGGCAGCCAUCUCACAAAUAAUGAUAUGAGGGAAUGGUUACAAAACUGGUUAUUUAUAUCAGAAAAAUUAGAUAAAAAUUCUUAUUCGUUGUUAUUGCAUUGCCCAGUACUGUUAGCAUAUAAUCACCCACAAAAUUGGGUGCUAAUAUACUAGAUCUUUAACAAUUAUGUUUGGUUAAUUAUUGUAUACAAAAAUGUGUGUUACCAAAUUUAUUUUAUCUAAAAGUUUUAUAUGUUAUUAAUGUCUUGGUAGUCAUUCUGUUGCACAAACUAGACAAAAAUUUGGUUUUAGCAUAAUUAUUAUUUAUUUUACUGCAGAAUAACGUUAAAUAAAGCAUUUUUUGUUUAGUUUGUACAACAUCAUUGCACUAAUAAUUUUCUUAAGGUGAAGCGUCACUGUAUUACUUUUUGAGUUGUUAAUGUUAUUUUGUGUUUAGUAAUUUUUUAGUAAGUUGUGUUUAGUAAAUAAAAAAGGAUGUUUCGAAAAAUUGUAAUUAAUAUUUAAUUUAGACAAAAGAAAUCAUUUGAAAUAUAAAAAUGAAAUAAAAAUUGUGUAUGAACUAAUAAUGUUGCAAAAGGUAUAAAAUAACAAUGACAUUUUGAUUCAAAUUAUAAAACUAGCGAAAUCUCUUGACAUUCAUGUCUAAAAAAAACAUGACAAAUGGUUCCAGAAGCAACAGCUUUUCAUUUUGAAUUAACUUAAUUUUAUGACUUUAAUAAUUUUAUUAUUAUUUAUGGAAUAUUGUGAUGUUUUAUUGUAAAAUAUUGCUGGAAGCUAGUCGUAGCUCUGAGAAAUGGGUCUUUUUUGUUUCGUUGAUUAGAGUCACGUUUAUUAGAAUAUAUUUUACUUCUUGUUAUUGUUAAAGCUUUAUAUUAUUGAACCAUUAGCAUUUAGAUUUUUAUACAAAAAAAAAACAAUGUUACAAUGUGAAUGAAAAAAUUAUAUUAUAUAGGUAUUUUUAACUGUUCAGAAGCCCUAGUUUAAAACAGUAACUUUUGUAUGAAUGGAGACUAUUUUAUAAUUUAUUAAUUUUUUAAUGCUCCUUUUCAGAUGGACAUAGAAGAGUGUAGUCUUCGUCGACAAAAUUUAACAUCCAAUUAAAAUUUAAUUUAAUUUAGCACUCGGGUAACCGAUCCGUAACACUUAGGU